Molecule: messenger RNA, 2318 nt
Organism: Salvelinus sp. IW2-2015
Lineage: Eukaryota; Metazoa; Chordata; Actinopteri; Salmoniformes; Salmonidae
Product: zinc finger protein 501-like
Biological process (GO): regulation of transcription by RNA polymerase II
Molecular function (GO): DNA-binding transcription factor activity, RNA polymerase II-specific; RNA polymerase II cis-regulatory region sequence-specific DNA binding
Source: RefSeq, a predicted model, not a curated record
AACAUUUUAAAUGUGAGCUUGUAAAUUUGGUCUGUAAACUAACGCAUUCCAUGAAUCGUUAGUGGUUGCCGCGGCCUGGCUUUGUUGUUAUCCAAACUAGCUAGAACAACACUCCAAUCAAACCCGUUUGUGUAGCUAGCUAACUAAAUUCAGUGAGAGUUGAAGUGUGUCUUUAUUUUAUACUUAGCCAGCUAUCGUUGCAUUAUCCACCUCUAGCCGACCAUGUCUGAACCGGGUUCUGGUUGUGGUGUUCCGGCCCAUACAAGCUCACAACAGGGUCCAGAGAUGGUGUCAGUGAAGCUGGAGGACUGCAGUCAAACACUGGAACUCAAUGUGAUUGUCAAAGAGGAGGGAGAGAGCGAGGACAGAAACAGUGACUCCGUUGACUCCGGAGAGAGCUCCAACCCAGGCUCAGACAGCAAGCCCAGUCCCACAGCAUCAGGAAACCGCAGACAGAAGCCCCAACCCUGCUGUAGCGACAGUUGUAUUUAUCCAACKCGCCACAAAUCACACCAACAAACUCCCAAAAUAAAUAAGACUUACCKUUGCAGUCAAUGUGAGAAGAGUUUUCAGACACCAAGCAAGCUAAAGGCUCACCAGAGAAUGCACAUUGGAGAKAAUCCUUACCCCUGCUCCCAGUGUGAGAAGAGCUUCAAUCAUUCAGGAAGACUUAAGGACCAUCAAAGAGUACAUACUGGGGAGAAGCCUUACCACUGCUCUCUUUGCGGGAAGAGUUUCAGUCAGUUAGGAAACCUGAAGACUCAUCAGAAAAAUCACAAGCCUUACCACUGCUCCCAAUGUGGGAAGAGUUUCAGUGAGAAAGUAAAACUUACGGGACAUGAGAGAGUACAUAGUGGAGAGAAACCUUACCACUGUACCCAAUGUGGGAAAAGCUUCAAUUAUUAUUCAGUACUUAAGGAACAUCAAAGAGUACAUACAGGGGAGAAGCCCUACCACUGCACACUUUGUGGGAAGAGUUUCAGUUGGGCAACAAACAUAAGGAAUCAUCAGUUAAGACACAUUGGAGAGAAACCUACACRUACUCUCAAUGUGAUUGUCAAAGAGGAGGAGGGCGAACAGAGACACAUUAAGACAGAAGAGAGAGAAGUUGAGGAGAGAGAGGUGAAGGAAGAGGCUACAUAAGCUAACUCCAUAGGAAUGUAAAGGCACACCACCUAUCCAUUGCAAUGCUAACUCCAUAGGAAUGUAAAGGCACACCUCCUAUCCAUUGCAAUGCUGUCUUCUAUGACAGGGCAUGGGCAGCACCAUUGAAGGCUACCUCUUAAAGUAAUCCAUGUCUGUUCUACUUCUAUGAGUGUAUUGGAAGGUAGAAAAUAAACUCAAAAAGGUACACAUCACCACCUACUUUGAUAGUGUACAAAGCCCAGAUUGGUGAUUUACUGCCAGCUGCAGUUAUGGAACGUUAGCUCCAUAUAAUUCAUUGGUUGAUCCCUCCUGCUGACCUGGAUGGAGUUCUGUGAUCCUUCCUAAACACACAAGGGACCACGUUAGAAACAAGUGAUUUUUUUGCUUUAACGCGUUAUCUACUGGGUUGUACUCGGUGCUUGUUUAUCCUCAGUAAAUCAAUCAAUCAAUAGUAAGUCCCCACCCAGUUGACUACUUUAAAAUGUUGAAAACCUUCAAUGGCGCUGCCUGUGAGCCUUCUGUCCACCUCUAUGGUGGAGAACGAAGUGCUGCUGGAUAUGUAUGACACAGUCCCCUUUAAAAACAUAUGUGUUWUCCACCCCGGGUUUACCUGAGACGGGUAGUAAAGUUUUUAUUUUUUUCUCUACUGGCCACGGUGUAUUCCAUAUACAUUGCAUGGGGGACAAUGGAGGGGCCGGAACACAAAGUACUACUGGAUAUAAAAGACACAGUCCCUCUCAAAAACGAAACAUAUUUGGUUAGUAGAGACCAUAAUGAAUAAUUUCCAACCCACUUUAACUGAGGAGACAGGGUCUACAGACAGGGUCCUACAGACAGGUCCUACAGACAAGUUCUACAGACAGGGUCUACAGACCAAUAUUUUCAACAUUGUAUUUUUCAAUAUUGGUCCUAAAAAGUUGUCUUUGAAGCAAUAUUAUUAUUUAUUUUUUCAUAAAUAACUUAUUGCAUUUUCUUAUUAGCACAAUAAAGGUGGCCAUUGAUUCAAAUUGAACAUCUUUUUAAUCAGUUAUUGAUAUUGUAAUUAGUUGAAAUGCAGGCUUUUAUGUUAGUUUAAAAAAAAAAGUUUGAUAUUUUAUUUAAUUUUUGUGAAUAAGGUGUUAAGAAUGUGUAUUUAAUUGACCUGCCUGAUCAAAUAAAGGUAAAUAAACUCA